Messenger RNA from Drosophila serrata, 1758 nucleotides. RefSeq names its product prolyl 4-hydroxylase subunit alpha-2-like. Gene Ontology annotation, cellular component: endoplasmic reticulum. The record is from RefSeq and is a predicted model, not a curated record. NCBI's taxonomy places the organism in Eukaryota, Metazoa, Arthropoda, Insecta, Diptera, Drosophilidae. Gene Ontology annotation, molecular function: protein binding; L-ascorbic acid binding; iron ion binding. Gene Ontology annotation, biological process: peptidyl-proline hydroxylation to 4-hydroxy-L-proline.
CGGCAUAUUUUAGCAUUGAUAAUAUCUUUAGUCAAGGUUUAACUACAAAUAUUUAGAGAAGUUAGCUAUUCUUUCUUACUUAGUUUGUGCUACCUAACCUGCCAUGUUUCAAUACUGUGUCUUUAUAGUGUUACUCAAUGCACAAAUCGGAUUUAGCAUUGAACAAGAAUCGCAUGACUAUGCCUUAUCCCAAGUACACAUGUUCCCAUUGUUGCAACUUAAAGAGAAGGCGGUUGGGAAUCUAAAAAAAUAUACCUUCUCAUUACAGAAACGAUUAUCGUAUAUCAAAUUAGCCAUUAGUCAAGUGAAAUGUCUGCAAAUGUCUAUCAACUCAACUAGCAUCUUCGAUAAAUUUAAACUAACGCGACUUUUGUAUUCUGACCUGGAAAAAUGGUUCGAUUUUUUAAAACAAAAUCCCGGCAGUGAGGAAAUACUUAUAUCGCAAAGUUUACGACCAAAAAUGCCUACAAAAAUGGAUUAUUACGAAGGUCUGUAUGCCAUUCAUCGGUUGCAGUCUACUUAUCGAUUAGAUCCUGCGGAAAUGGCGAAUGGAUUGCUAGGAGAACGGAAAUACAGAUGCAAGGCCUGGAGUGCAAUGGAGUGCCUUAUGGUGGGCUCUGUUUACUAUCUGGAUGAACAGUUUCGGGGUGCGGAACGUUGGUUUCAAUUGGCCCUCGAAAAAUACUACAAAGACCGGAAACUAUUUGAAACAUUUGGGUGGAACCGUGAAUUUAUUUUAAAGCUGCUCAUAAAGGCAUCCCAGAGUUCCGGUCGUUAUAAAGCCGCCUUGGGUUACGCCAAAAAAGCCGAUUCUAAUACCUAUUGGCAAGAACAAAUUGGCAGGCUCAAAAACUUGAGUAGUCAGCCAGAGGUUCUUAAACCCAAAGAGCGAAAAAAUAGUUACACAUUUAAGCCAGCUUGUCGCAUGGUAUAUCCCGAUAAAAAUAAUCUGCAUUGUCGUUAUCUAAGCUCAACGCCAUUCCUAAAACUAGCUCCCAUACAGAUGGAAGAGUUGAAUCUUGAACCACCUAUUAAUAUGUAUCACAAUCUAAUUAAUGAGAGGGAAAUCUCAGUGCUCAAGAAUCUGUCAAGACCGCACCUAAAACGCAGCGAAUUUAUCACAGAAGGUAAUAAGGUGAUUCAGGAUUUCUUAAAUCUACGCACUUGCAAAACAAUGCGCCUCCAGGAUAAUGCUGAUGAAAAACUUAUAAAGAAUUUAAAUCAACGCAUUACGGAUUCGACAGGCUUGAGUGUAUUGGAGUCUGAAGAGCUUGUGCUUACUAACUAUGGCAUUGGGGGACAUCUCAUUGAGCACCACGACGCCGGCACUGACCUUUUAAAUGAUUUUUGGAACUCUGGAAAUCGGGUUAUCACAGCACUAUUUUAUCUUAGCGAUGUAUUGCAAGGCGGUGAAACAUUGUUUCCUUACUUAGACCUACGAGUUCAUACUCGAAAGGGCUCCUUGUUGGUUUGGUACAAUCUCUUACUAAAUGGAUCUAUUGACUGGAGAGUGGAGCACAUAUCCUGCCCCAUUUUAAUUGGUGAUAAGUGGCUGGCCACCAAAUGGUUACGAGAAAAGCCCCAAAUGUUUAUACGCCGUUGUCCCUUGGAGUUGAAACCAGUGCCUGAAUUUCAAAACAUGGGUUUUUAUCAGAAGUUCUUCGUCGAAAAUGAUCAACCGUAUCAGUUUACUUUAUGAUAUCGAGACGGAAUAUGUUUUAACUCAGAAUUAAAUUUUUAAAUAUAUAUUUUUCCUCA